UUACAAAACUUUUAUUAUCUUUUGAAAUUUGGACUCGUUGGGUUGAAAAAUUCCCAAUCAACCUUUUUCUUCUUUUGUUAUGCUUCAGUACAAACAGAAGAGAAAUCCGUCAUUUUAUAAAUGAGUUGCGAGAAUGGUACUAUUAUAACGUUUGAAUCUCUGGUGAAGUUUUUAUUGCUGAUAGAGCUGGAUACAUCGCAGGUGCUGAAAUGUGGCAACGAUUAAUUUUCUUCAGUCUGCUUUUUAGCGUGUUCCGUAAAACAUGUCAUGGUGAGAGAUCCGAAGACUCUCUUAUAUGCAAACGAGUAGACAACGAUGCUGCCAAUGUUUUAAUCACUGGGCCGCAAGGUCCUCCUGGUUUACCUGGCCUGGAUGGAAUGCCAGGUCUGCCUGGAAUCCCAGGACUUGAUGGCCUACCUGGACUACCAGGAAUCGACGUAGACCACAACAGAUUGGUAAUUUUGGUUGAGCAAACUGUCACAGAAGCUAUUCAUGCGAUGAAGAAUGUAAAACCACAGACUUCCGACUUUCGAUGCGAAAAUCUAAAUAACAAAGUCGAAGUCGAUGGAAAAUGUUUUUUCGCUGUCUUGCCAGAGAAUGAAGUCAAAUUUCUCGCAGCUGAGCAGUUGUGCAUCGAUAGAGGGAGCAACGCCGGCAAAUAUUACGAUCGCCAUCAAUUUGGCAAGAUAAUGAAUUAUCUUCAUGAGUUAAGACAAACAUUUUAUCACGUAUAUCUGGGAAUGGAAUUUGAUCCCCGAGGUUAG
Messenger RNA from Styela clava, 764 nucleotides. The record is from RefSeq and is a predicted model, not a curated record. NCBI's taxonomy places the organism in Eukaryota, Metazoa, Chordata, Ascidiacea, Stolidobranchia, Styelidae.